CGUACUAAAAAUCUUCAUGAAUUUCAAGGCAAGGAUCUCUUAUACUGUCUUUUUCUUUAUUUUCUCAGAGUGUUUGAGAAGAUAAUGUUUGUCAGCAGAGAUUAAGAUACUGUAAUGGGGAGUGUGUGUUGUCAUUAUGAACAACAUGUAGUAAGUGGAAUAUCUCUUGUGCUUCAGUCCGUACCUCACACACGGUAUCCAACAGAUCAACCUGGGUGGUCCACAAGGAAUUUUCUCAAAAUACCGACACAAGAUUACUGAUGUACCUUCACGAGUUCAAACUGAAGUUGAACAUCUAAGGUGAAGACAGCAAGAUGAAUGAUAAUCGACUUUCACAAUGAGCUGAAAUAGGAAUGGCACGAAGGAAAACCAAAUUAAUGUUUUGAAGUUACCAUCUUCAUGAUGGAAGGAUUACACAUUCCAUAUCCAGGAAAAUUUCAUAAUGUAAAUCCAGCAGGUACAGUGGUGGGUCAGCAGACCCUUCUUCAUCCUGGUGCUCCUUUUUAUGGCAAUUUUCAUAUCCAGAAAAAUUCUGUGUUGGGAAACUUCCAUGCCCAGAAGAGUGUAGGGUUAGGAACAUUUCAUGCCCAGAAAACUAUAGAUUCUGUAAAUUUUCAUGCCCAGAAAAGUGCAGAAUCCGCUGUAGCCUUUCUUGCCCAAAAAAGUGUGGAUUCAGCAAACUUCCAUUUCCAGAAAAAUGCAGAGUCUUCAAUCUUUCAUGCACAGAAGAGUACUGAUACUGCAGAUUUUCACACCCCAAAAAGUGCAGAGUCUACAAGCUUUGUUACCCAGAAAAGUGUUGGUACAGAGACAAGAAACUUUCAAGAUCAAAAUAAUUUAGAAGCUAACAAAGACUCUAUUAACAUAAACGAUGAGAAGCCAUAUGACUGUGACAGGUGUAGUAAGAGUUUUGCACAGAAAAGUCAUCUUACAAGUCAUAUGCUCUGGCACAGUAAGGAGAAAAACUUUGAGUGUGUAAUAUGUGGCAAACGCUUUACUAUGGAAAGCCAUCUCAAUGGCCAUAUGCAUGAGCACAACAGGGAGAAAAAGUUUGAGUGUCAGGUUUGUGGUAAGAGAUUUGCUAUGGAAAAUUAUCUGAAUAGUCAUAUGCUUGUGCACAUUACUGAAAAAAAAUUUGAAUGUAAGAUUUGUGACAAGAGGUUUUCUAUGGAAAAUCACCUCAACAGUCAUAUGCUUGUACACAACCAAGAGAAGAAGUACGAGUGCGGAAAGUGUCGGAAAAGGUACAGUCAGAAAAGUCAUUUAAACAGCCACAUGCUGAAACACAGUACGGAUAAGAAGUUUGAAUGCACCUUGUGCAGCAAAAAGUUUAAUAUGGAAAAUCACCUAAAUAGCCAUAUGCUAGUGCACAGUGAAGAGAAGAGGUACGAGUGUGUCUUGUGUGGGAAACGCUUCCACAUGGAAAAUCAUCUCAAUAGCCACAUGUUGGUUCACAGUGAUGAGAAAAAAUAUGAAUGUAGUCUUUGUGAUAAGCGAUUCAAUAUGGAAAGUCAUUUGAACAGUCACAUGCUAGUACAUAACAGUGAGAAGAAGUUUGAGUGUUUGCUGUGUGGUAAGCGGUUCAGCAUGGAAAGUCAUCUUAACAGCCACAUGCUUGUGCAUAAUGAGAGGAAGUAUGAGUGUACGCUAUGUGGCAAACGGUUUUACAUGGAAAUGCAUCUGAACAGCCAUAUGGUAAUGCACAAUGGUGAGAAGAACUUUGAGUGUGAAAUAUGUGGAAAACAAUUCUUAAUGGAAAGCCAUCUUAAUAGUCACAUGUUGGUGCAUAGUGAGGAGAGAAAAUAUGAAUGUUUGUUAUGUGGCAAACGAUUCAACAUGGAAAGUCAUCUCAAUAGCCACAUGCUUGUGCACAAUGAGAAGAAGUUUGAGUGUGUUUUGUGUGGCAAACGAUUUAAUAUGAUUAGUCAUUUGAAUAGCCAUAUGCUUGUGCACAGUGAGAAGAAGUUUGAGUGUGACAUAUGUGGCAAGCGAUUUAAGCAAAGUAGUCAUCUUAACAGCCACAGGUUUGUACAUACCCAAACAAAAAAUUUUGAAUGUGAGGUGUGUAGGAAAAGGUUUGCCCAGGAGAGUCAUCUUAGCAGCCACAGGUUUGUGCAUAGUGAAGAAAAGAAAUUUGAAUGUGAACUCUGUGGGAAGCGAUUUAUGCAAGAAAUUCAUCUCAACAGCCACAGGUUUAUGCACAAUGAAGAAAUAAAACUUGAAUGUCAAGAAUGGGGAAAGCGAUUCACUCAGAAAAGUAUCAAUGGUCAGGUAUUAGUACACACAGAUGAAAAGAGGUUUGAGUGUGAAGAUUGUGGCAAGAAAUUUGCACAGAAGAGCCACUUAAAUAGUCAUAGAUUUGUACACAGUGAAGAGAAGAGGUUUGCAUGUGAUGUAUGUGGGAAACGUUUCUCACAUGAAAGUUACCUCAGUAGCCACAGGUAUGUUCACAGUGAAGAGAAAAAGUUUGAAUGUGAAGUUUGUCAUAAACGCUUCACACAUGAGAGCCAUCUGAACAGCCACAGGUUUGUACACACUGAGAGGAGAACCCUUGAACAUGUAGAAUAUCCAAAACAGGUAGUACAGCCUCAGACUGAGCAACUGACUAAUAGCGUACAAGUCCAGACUGAUAAAAAACCAUUUGAGUAUGAAGAAAAUGGGAAACUGUUAAUACAACAAACCUAUCAACCACCUUAUGCUUAUGCCCAGUGGGAGCAUGUCCGGACAUUGUGGUCAUUGUAGCCAAAUUUAAGUUGAAAAUCUUGAAAGCAUAUAACUGCUACAGUACAUGUAAAUACUGUACUGUAACACAGUGAGACGCAAGUUUUGCCAUUACUGAUCAGACUCAGAAUUCAGAACAAUUGAAGGAUGAUUCUCAUUACCUGUGUAAAUUUUAUGGGAUGUGACAGCCACUUUAAGGAAACACUGCAAUGUUUUGUUUUUAGAUAAAGUUGGAUGUGUUUAUACAGAACAACAUAUUGCUGCAUCAAGGAAAGAAAAUGAGCAAUAUACUAUAUGUGUCAUUAGUUACAGAAGUUGACUUAAUUCUGAUUAUGCACAUUAAACUCAUCUCCGUGGACUUUGUUGGUAAGAUGUGUUGUAACUAAAUGAUCAAGAUGUGACAUGGAAAAUAUAUUUUGCAAGGAAAAUUUAUUCAGUGUUCCAUGGAGUAGGUGAACAAUGUCCUGGAUAAGAUAUUUGGUAUUGUAGCAAUUUAGAAUGAAAGUGAGUAACCUUAAGUGUACCAUAUCAAGUAAGUGCAAGGACUGAACAUGCCUUCAGAGUGAGUCCUCCUGGGCCAUGGUGUCUCCAUAGAUAAAUGAACUUAAGAUAUAAUAUUUAUAGAGAAAAGAUGUUUGUCUGUGAUUCUAUAAUCUAUAUAUGGUAGACCGUAAUGUGUGCAACUUGACUAUGCUAUUUAAGAAAUGAAAAUCCUUCAUGUGGAAGGAAAUUAUUCAAAGUCUGUUUGAUUGACUUUAUAUAUUACACUAUAUGCCUUGGCUUAUCAAUCAGAAUUAAAAUUUAUUCUGAUGGUAGGAUUUUGCUGACUUUAUUACUUAACUUGAUCCCCCCAAAAAAAUUACAUAAAAGGCAGUCUAAUGCAGUACAUUAUAUUUAAAUUAGCCAACUUUUUUAGAGUUAUGAUUUAACUAAAUACUGUACUUUCUUUGUUAUAAAAGAAAGCAGGAUGAACAGUAAACUUUGGGCCUCCUAGGUAUGCCAUCUGCUGUUGUUCUGGAUAAAGACAGUUUUAUUGAGACAAAGGAGUUCACUUUUAAAGGUGAGUUACUUUUUGAGCAGCUAGAUCAUAUUUUCAAUAUGCAAAUAGAAAAGUAACUGCUUUUUAAGAGUCUUCUGUGAUUUUUAAGUAAAUUAAAGAGUUGUUGACUCUGUGCACCUAAGUAAGGUUCUGACUAUGGUAUAAGCUAAUUCCUACAUCAAUCUGUAAUAGUUUUCACUCUUAGGGUUUUAUGUAAUCACGUACUGUAGUAUAUGUGUGAGUAUAUAAGAAGCAUAAAUGAGGUACCAAUAGGCUAAGUGAGAAUACUGUACUGUACUUCAGAGUAAAAAGUCAUUGUGUCUUUGGAUCAAACUGUUCAGUAGAACUAUUUUACUUAUAUUUAAAAGUAAAUUAUAAUAUACAUAAAAAGACAUUUUAGAAAUCUGUUGGGACCUCAGUUUUGCUAACAUGUAUUAAUUUAGUGUCUAUUUACUUAAAUGUGAGGAAGUAAGGGUUUAGUCUUAUUUGGGAAGUUAUGGACUGAUAGCUGGUAGUGUACAAAUAUAAAAUAUUCACAUACAUAUAUGUACUCAUUGCUAAGGGACAUUCAAGCAUUACAUCUGGGAUGGGUCUAAAUUGCAUUAUACAAAUACUAUAUUAAAAACUUAUCUCUGCUAUAAUUGUGUGAAAUUGUUUUAUUAUAAGUCAACUAGGGAAGGGUUCCUUUUAUCAAAGUACUUAAUAAUUGUGAUGAUGAUAUCGAUAGUAUUUUCAGUUAUUUAGUGUAAAUGGGAUGGAACAAGAACCAUCCAAUUCUAAGCAGUGUAAUACUUGGACUUUCCUGAAUAUAAAUAUUACUAUUCCAGUUCAAGUUACAUUAGGCAGAAAAUUGAAAAAAAAAUGGCAUAGUUCCGGUAACAUGUGUAGCACAGUUCUAAGAUUUGGUGAUGUGUUCUGUAUCAUUUCUUUUGCUCCAAAACCAUAAAUAUAAACUUCAUUAACAUCAGUAUUUUGAUAAAUUAGUUGUCAGUUUUUGUGUUAUGAGUUAGCUGUGCUUAUAAUGAAACAAAAUUACUAACACUACAGUACGUAUUCAGAAAUUAUCAGUUUCGCAGACAAACUUGUGUUUCCGGAACUGUGCUUCUGUUAUCUUUUAGGCAGGGGGCCUUAUAACUCCUGUAUAUUUACUUUUUGUUUAAUAAAAUUUUUAUAUUAUAUAAAGAA
Homarus americanus (American lobster) is the source of this 4945-nucleotide messenger RNA. RefSeq names its product zinc finger protein 493-like. The record is from RefSeq and is a predicted model, not a curated record. Lineage: Eukaryota; Metazoa; Arthropoda; Malacostraca; Decapoda; Nephropidae. The coding region runs from base 400 to 2742 and encodes 780 amino acids. The transcript is spliced from 2 exons. Gene Ontology annotation, biological process: regulation of transcription by RNA polymerase II. Gene Ontology annotation, molecular function: DNA-binding transcription factor activity, RNA polymerase II-specific; RNA polymerase II transcription regulatory region sequence-specific DNA binding. Gene Ontology annotation, cellular component: nucleus.